Amphimedon queenslandica is the source of this 1148-nucleotide messenger RNA. RefSeq lists its product as uncharacterized. The record is from RefSeq and is a predicted model, not a curated record. NCBI's taxonomy places the organism in Eukaryota, Metazoa, Porifera, Demospongiae, Haplosclerida, Niphatidae. The transcript has 7 exons. The coding region runs from base 73 to 789 and encodes 238 amino acids.
CUCCUCAUAGCUCACGACACGUUGUGUUUACUGCGAGGUUUACUGUUCUGGUUCGGCUGUGUGUCAAAUAAAAUGAACUUCAAAGACUCGUUCCAAAAUAAUUUUGAUGGACUCUCUGAUGAGUAUGUUAAGAUAAGCAGUGUUAGCUCUGGGGAAAUUCCGUAUGGAGCCGUUCAAGAGGCUGAUAGGCCCUCUCCCUAUAACAAGCUCAACUGCUUUGGAAAUGUUCGUAAUAUUAGGAGUUUCAAACGCGUUGAGUGGGCAUUCAUUGUGAUUGGUGUCAUUUCAUUUGUGACGUCACUCAGUUUUACAAUUGAAAAAUUAGUAUACUUUUCUUGGAAUUUUAAUGCGUCUGAGAAGACCUUCGAACAUUUUUGCCUUCCUGAUGAUAAUUCUAAAAACUGUAUUGAUCCCUGUCACCAUUGGACUUGUCUUAGCGACUUUACCUUUGCUCUGAUUCUUAUUGUCAACUUGAUAUUUGCUUUAUUUUACGGUAUUGAUGGACUGAUAAGAGAGAGAGGGUUAGAAUUGCUGGGUGUACUGAUACCAAUUGUUAUUGUACUCUUUUGUCUAUCUGCUAACUUUAUCUAUCACUUGAUUAACAUUAAGGAUGACAAUGAAGAAGAAUUUUCUGAUGGUGAACUAGCACUUAGAAUCGUCAGGUUAGGGACCUCAUGGAUACUUGGUCCGAUACUGGCAGUCUCCACUGUAGCCCUUUACAUUAAAAUGGGAAGACUAGUCUUUAUACUUUUAGACCAGGACAAGAAAAUGAAGCGUAACUACAUGUAGAUCUUUAUAACGACAUUUUAAAGAAUAUUUUAUUUAUUUUUUACAUAGGAAUUUACCAGUUCACUUCUUUUUUAUCUCUUCUUUUAUUUUUCAACAUCCAGUUACUAUUUAAUCUAGUUAUAUUGGCAUUCUCACGCAAUACUACUUUCCUCCAUACAGCAGAAAAGGUUGUUUUGCCAAUACUUGUAGCUUACACUGUAGUUCUCUCUCCUGUUGGCUGGUAUGGGAUCUGGUAUGAACAUAAAAGCAUGAUGGUUGUCUUUGUGAAUUUUUUAUUGCCAACUCCAGUGUAUUACAUUUACAAGAUAUAUAAUGUUGCAAAGAACUAUUCCUUUUAUGAUCAUCAUCCAUGGAAUGAC